This is a messenger RNA of Penaeus monodon (black tiger shrimp), 2815 nucleotides long. RefSeq names its product cAMP-dependent protein kinase type II regulatory subunit-like (gene Pka-R2). Gene Ontology annotation, biological process: regulation of protein phosphorylation. Gene Ontology annotation, cellular component: cAMP-dependent protein kinase complex. Lineage: Eukaryota; Metazoa; Arthropoda; Malacostraca; Decapoda; Penaeidae. Gene Ontology annotation, molecular function: cAMP-dependent protein kinase regulator activity. The record is from RefSeq and is a predicted model, not a curated record.
GCCUGGGAGACUCGGUGCUCAAGGAAGUUUUGGAUAAGAAACCGUGAUUUUUAUUGGAAUGUUGUCAGUGGAAAACAGAGAACGCGCUACAUAGAAGGAGGGUAUUAACGUGCGCAUGUGAGUGUGACUUGCCAUUUCAAAGAUAAAUUUGAAAGAAAUCGGUUAUUGAACCAAACCAAGCGGUUGACUCGUGUCGUGAUCGACGUUAGGUUUAUCACUGACACUAGGUGUACCAAGAAAAAAAAACGUCAGUGCGGAGAUACACAUAUCUCGCUCGUCUUCGAAAUCCAGGUGCUAAGAGUGCGAUACAUAACACAAGUCAUCCGCAUGUAUCCUAUAGCACUUUGCUACAUGGAUAUUGUAACAGCAAUGCCGGUCACCUGUUACCCGAUCAGAGACUUUACAGAACCACCGCUGAACCGGUUCACGCGACGGAAGUCAGUGUUCGCGGAGGCUUAUGACCCAGAGGAGGAUGACGACGACGGAGAGAGGGAUCAAAUGGGCGAGGUGCUGGAUGCGAUGUUCGAGAGGAAGGUGACAGCAGGUGAGAAUGUCAUCAAGCAAGGCGAUGAUGGAGAUAACUUUUAUGUUAUAGAAUCGGGCGUCUUCAAUAUCUAUGUGAAGACUGAUAGUGACUCAGAACCACGGUUAGUUGGGAAGUACGACAACGCUGGCAGCUUUGGUGAACUGGCACUAAUGUACAACCUGCCUCGAGCUGCCACUAUCCAGGCUGUAACCCCAGGAGCUCUGUGGGCCAUGGAUCGCCAGACUUUCAGGAGGAUUCUGCUCAAGUCCGCCUGCAAGAAGAGGAAAAUGUACGAGUCCCUCCUUGAGAAUGUGCCCAUGCUGAAAACCCUUGAGAAAUAUGAAAGGAUGAACCUGGCAGAUGCCCUGGUGCCCAAGGUGUACAGUCCAGGUGAGCAGAUUAUCAUGCAGGGAGACUCAGCAGAUGGCAUGUACUUCCUUGAGGAUGGCACUGUGCGCAUCACCAUGACCAACUCAGAAAACCAGGAGAAAGAGAUCAGUCGAGUUUCAGUAGGUGGAUAUUUUGGAGAGCUUGCUCUGGUGACCAAGAAGGCACGAGCAGCUUCAGUGUAUGCAUGUGGGAAAGCCAAACUUGCUUUCCUUGAUGUGGAAGCCUUCGAGCGCCUCCUUGGACCUUGCAUGGACCUGAUGAAGCGCAAUAUCGAAGAUUAUGAAAACGAACUCCUUAGGAUCUUUGGCUCGAAGGCUAACAUCUCUGACAUCCGAUGAAGAACCUCCUCAAGUUCGUAGCUCACUCGACGGUCACCAAUGUUAAUGCGUCUGAGGGUGGUAGGUGGUGGAAAGGGGGAAAGGGUUAGGGGGAUAUCUCCUCAUCCAUCCUAAACCAAGGUGAAAAUGAUGACCAAGAAAAUUGUGAAGGAGAUAUUUGAUAAUUCUAAAGAUGAUAUGAGGAGGAGGAGGAAUUUAAGAAAAAUUGAAAAAGAGAAUGAAUAUAUAUGACUAAAAAAGAUGAUAGUUGUAACCAUGUAGCUCAUGUUAGCUUUGGAUUCCUUACUUUUCAUGCCUUUUGGCCUAAGUGAACAUAGAGGUUGAUUAAUAUCUCCUCUGGGUUUGUGAAUGGCUGCUUUCUCUCUCUCCAGUAAAGUAAACUGACUUUCUGUUCUCAUUUUUCCCCAGCUGAUUAAAACAAAACAAAAAAUUACUUGAUUUGGGUGAUUAGAACAUGUUUUCCUGUUUGGCAGUGCUAUAUAUGUUAUUUUUAUUUUUAAUGAUUAUGAAUUUAUAUUACAUUGGAUCCUUGGCUGUCAUAUGUGUUAAUAUAUUGUUUCCCCUGUAAAAGAAUGCAAUUUUAAUUCUGAAUUCCAUAUACAGUUUCUAUAGAUGGGACACCUCAGUUGCAUAGAGCAAUCUAUAUAUAUAUAUAUAUAUAUAUAUAUAUAUAUAUAUAUAUAUAUAUAUAUAUAUAUAAUAUAUAUAUAUAUAUAUAUAUAUAUAUAUGAAUAUAUACAUUACAUAAAUUAUAUACACAAUCUAAAAUUGCACCUCAGAAACCUUUGUAAAUUACCAAGAGCUUCCUUAGGUGCAAGUUUUUUACUUUUAUGUUAUAAUGAUUUUUCUAUGUUUACCUCUUGCCUUGAGGUUGUCCCCUAUUCUUGAUUUUUUUCCAUUUGACAAAUGAGAAAAUAUACAUAAAUAAAAACAAAAAAGAAAAAAAAUCGUUCUUCUAUUCUAAGAAGGAAUUAUUGUCAUUCUUACCUGUGGUUAUCUGUUAACAUUUAUGUAGAUUACUGUAAUUUUGUCUAGUGUAUAGAACUUGUGUUUUCUCCUCUAUUUUAAUUCAUGUUGGUGAACUCCAAGUCCCUGUAAAUUCUUGUGUGAUUUUUUGCCCUUUGAGAGGUGCUACACUUAAGAAUUAUACAUAUAUCAAAACUAUUAUUAUGUCUGGCCUAUAAUGUACUUUUUUAAAAACCAGCAUACUUUCAUAAAUUUUGAGGGGCCAAAAAAAACAAAAAAACAAAAAAAAAAACAAAAAAAAAAAUUAAAGUGAGAAUGGACAGAAGAAAAAACAAAAAUAUAAGUAAAAUUGUGUAAUAGCUAUAUCUUUCUCUAUAUUUUUUCCACGUUACUUAAGUUCUCAUUAAGGAAGAAAAGAGGCCUUUUUUUUCAAUGGUUCGGGUGGUUAUGUGUAACAGAAAAAUAAGAAAAAAAAAUUAUAUAUGUGCCUCGUCUUUAAUUUCUCAGGAUUUACGUUUUUUUCCAAAAUCACUUUUUAGUCCCCUGCAUCAUAGUCUGUAGACAAUUAAAUGUACCCCAGUAAAAUGGUAGAGUC